AUGCAUCAGCUGUUCAAACUGGUCUUGGGACAAAAAGACCUUUCACGAGCCGGAGACCUCUUCUCCUUAGAGGACUCUGAGAUUGAAGACAGCUUGACAGAAGCUUUGGAGCAGAUCAAAAUCAUUAGCUCAUCUUCAGAUUACCAAACCAAUAACAAUGACCAAGCAGUGGUUGAAAUCUGUAUCACGCGAAUUACAACAGCCAUCAGGGAGACAGAGUCGAUUGAAAAGCACGCAAAGGCCCUUGUGGGGCUCUGGGACUCCUGCUUGGAACAUAACCUGAGGCCCUCUGGGAAAGAUGAAGACACUCCCCAUGCAAAAAUCGCAUCUGAUAUCAUGAGUUGCAUUUUACAGAAUUACAACCGCCCCCCUGUGAUGGCAUUAGCCAUCCCCAUUGCCGUGAAAUUCCUCCACAGAGGCAACAAGGAACUGUGCAGGAAUAUGUCCAACUACCUGUCCCUGGCUUCAAUUACCAAGGCGGACCUCCUGGCUGAUCACACAGAGGUUAUAGUAAAGAGCAUACUCCAAGGGGGAUAUCGUACUUCAACUGGCCGGACUUGGGUCCUGAGCCACGCUCAGAGCAGGAGUUCGUAG
Messenger RNA from Rangifer tarandus platyrhynchus (Svalbard reindeer), 594 nucleotides. Lineage: Eukaryota; Metazoa; Chordata; Mammalia; Artiodactyla; Cervidae. The record is from the annotation of a GenBank genome assembly.